CUCCUCUGGUCUAUUUCCAAACCCACUUUUUCGACUCUAUCUAUUCGAGUGCGACGCCUGCACAGCCUCUGUGGUCGGGUCACAAUGAUGCUGCAGAGCUCUAUUUCAGCGACAUGGCGCAUCUGGGCCGUGUGUUUGGGAGCAAGCACGUCCGAGAGGUUGUUGGACCGGAUGGCAAGAACUUCAACGACUUCGCUGCCACCAUUGCUAUGUUCACUUACGAAGAACUCAUCUCAGGCUCCGAGCCACUGGAGCAAGGCGAUGAGCAAGUCUUAGUAGCGAGCUGGUGGGUCCAGUCUCGCGAUCCCAAGAAAGAUCUAAAGGAUUUUGCAACAGAGUUGAAACCCCUCGUGGUAGGCGCUUUUGGCGACCUCAGCCGCAAGGUUGUAGUCAACGUUGCGUUGCCAGACGAAGCGGGCAUGUUGAAAUACUUCACGGGCGAUAUCGCGCCAAGCUAUUCCGCAUGCUACCAAGUCUAUCUGACGGACAAGGCCCAGGUUGCCGAUUUUCUGGACAAAAAGGCGACUUUGGAGGAACGGGCAGCCGAGUUGGUUGUGCAGGAGACGACGUUCGCGACAUUUGGUAUUAGAUCUGUCGUUUUGGACCAAACCCGAGGCGUGCGUUUCGAUGCGUCGAGGCAACCACGGCUGUCAUGAGUGCACGAAAUUGAAACCAUGUGUCGAGGCACCAGCUGGAAGGGGAAUAUCUUUUGCCAUUUGCCCGUGCGGAAAAGCCAUUGGCACGGUUGGUUCUCGACCCAUGAUCGACUCUGAUCGGUGUCGUCCUUGCGUCGUCCUUUUUUACGGGGAUUGGUAUCCGUAAUAGUAAAUUGAAAUAUAUACACUCGAGUACUCAAC
Sphaerulina musiva SO2202 is the source of this 857-nucleotide messenger RNA. RefSeq lists its product as uncharacterized. The transcript has a single exon. The coding region runs from base 114 to 656 and encodes 180 amino acids. The record is from RefSeq and is a predicted model, not a curated record. NCBI's taxonomy places the organism in Eukaryota, Fungi, Ascomycota, Dothideomycetes, Mycosphaerellales, Mycosphaerellaceae.